This is a messenger RNA of Monoraphidium neglectum, 555 nucleotides long. RefSeq lists its product as hypothetical. Lineage: Eukaryota; Viridiplantae; Chlorophyta; Chlorophyceae; Sphaeropleales; Selenastraceae. The transcript has a single exon. The record is from RefSeq and is a predicted model, not a curated record. Bases 1 to 555 code for a protein of 184 amino acids.
AUGCGGCUCGCCGCCGCGGCGCUGCCGCGCCUGCGGCGGCUGGCGCUCGCCGCCAACCACGUCGCCGCGCCCGGCGCGGCGGCGCUGGCCGGCGCGGGCUGGGCGGCCGGGCUCGAAGAUCUUGACCUCGGGUCAAACCCGCUGCUGGGCGACGCCGGCGCCGCCGCGCUGGCCGCCGCGCCGCUGCCGCGCCUGCGCCGUGCGUGCCUCGCGCGCGCCGGCAUCACGGACGCGGCGCUGCCGCCGCUCGCGGCGGCGCCGUGGGCGCUGGCGCUGCUGGAGCUCGGGCUCGCAUACAACCGCGGCCUUGGGCGAGACGCGGCGCCGUGGGGCGAGCUGGCCGCGCGCCCGCUGGCCGGGCUGCGGCGGCUCGACCUGCGGGCGGCGACGGCGCUGUGCGCGGAGGCCGCGGCCGCGCUGGCGCGCGCGGCGUGGCUGCCGGGGCUCGAGGAGCUGCGGCUUGCAGGCAUCAGCCUGGGGGCGCUGUCGGCGCUAAGGCGCGCGCCAUGCUUCGCGGCGCUCGAGGCGCGCGGCGCGGUGCUGCUUCGCGCGUGA